AUGACAACUCAAUUACGCAAUAAAGGAAUAACAUUAGAGGAAUGGGAAUCAAAAACCCAACUUACGGAAGUACAAAAACAGAGUGUGCUGGAACUUCAAGAGGCCUGUGCAGAAUUACCAUUACCUGACGGUUUUCUAAGCGAUCUUGGCUCAGGGACACCUCAACUUACAUCAUCCCCAACUCCAAUGUCUAUUAAAGAUAGCCAUCGAUCAUCACCAUAUCCUGGUUCUAUAUCAUCCCUAUUUUCCAUUCCAAAGUCACGUUCCACAGUUAAUCUUUUGACCGCAGAAUCUCAAGCAGGAGAAAAUUCCUCUACCUCAUCAUCACCUUAUGCUGUUCUUGGAAUACCACAACCAAUUGAAACUACACAGCAAUUUUUUGAUUGGUUUGCGAGGAUGGAAAAUGAUAUGGAAAAGGAUCAAGAGGAUGUCUAUAGAAAUUUUCUUGAAAUGGUUACUUUAUAUAGACAAGCAUGUGAUAAUUUCUUAGAGCAAAUAGAUACAACUGUCAAAUUAUUUAAUGAUUUGGAUGGUAACUUCAAAUUUGUAGAAGAAAGAACAAAAGCUUUACAAACAGCUUCAGAUGCAAUAUCUUCGAAACUUUCUUAUUACAAUGAGCUGGAAGCUAUUACUAAGCUAUUUAAUUCUCCCGGAGAAAAUAUUUGUGAACAGUCAGAAUUUAUUCCAGUUUUGGCAAAACUUGAUGAAUGUUUAGACUACAUGCAGAGUAAUUUAAGAUAUAGAGAUUCUGAGCUUUACCUUAUGCGGUUCAGACAAUGCAUGACUCGUGGAAUCACUUUGAUAAAGAUGUACUUUAUUAACACAAUUAAAGGCCUUGGUAUCGAAAUCAGUAAAAAGACAAAUCAGUCGACAAAUUCUACUGUGCAAACUGCCUUGUUUUAUGUGAAGUUCCGUGCAGUAGCACCAAAACUGAAAGAAUUAGUACAUGAGGUGGAAAAACGGUGUCCUGCACAUCGAGAAUAUAAUUCUUUGUUAAAUGACUGUUAUAAUGCGUACUUUUCUGUACGACAACAGUUACUCAUUCCUGUAAUAUAUGCAAAGAUUUUGGAACUAGGUUCUGACGGGCAAGAUAUUUUGACAUUUAAUUUGAUAUGCAUAUUGACAUGUUUUGCGCUUGAUAGUGGAAACUUGGAUCUGCUAUGCAGUUACAUGUACGACUAUCUUCGUCCCCGUAUUAUUCAUGAAACGAAUAUUGAAGUUUUAUCAGAACUUUGUACAAUUCUUCAAGUGCAUAUCAAUCAAGAUCCUGAAACGAUUGAAGAGAAAGAAGGACAAGGAUUGCAAUUUAGUUAUUUGAUACGUAACGUGCUUCAAGAUGCACAACAACGACUUGUUUUUCGUGUCCAAACAUAUAUUCGAAGCGAAAUACAAAAUUUUAUUCCAAAACCGUCAGAUGUGGACUAUCCUACUAAGUUAAAAGAAUUGAAUGCGACACCUUCAUCUAAUGGCAUCCCUGAGCCAACUGAAAUUCAACGACCAUCUUCAUCGCCAGCUAUAUUAGCGGUUCAACAAGAUAACGGUGAUAUCGAAUCUAUGAUAACAGUAUCAUCAGCUUCAUCAAUGAAUGCUAUCGAUGCUGGAGAGUUUUAUCGUGGAUGGUUCCCCACGUUACAGCGCACAUUAUGGGUACUUUCAAAACUUUAUCGGUGUGUUAAUCCUAAAAUAUUUGAUGAUAUUGCACAAGAUGUUGUUGAUCUAUGUUUGCACUCGCUGCUAACUACAAGUGAAAUAGUAGCAAAGGAGAGCAGACUUGAUGGGCAACUUUUUUUAAUAAAGCAUCUCUUGAUACUUAAGGACCAAAUAGCAUCGUUUGAUACACAAUUUAUACAUGAAGAAAAAGAUUUAGAUUUUUCACAAAUAACGAGCGAGAUAUUGCAAAAUAAAUAUUCAAUUCUUAGCCCAACCACUUUAUUUGGUUUGGCGUCGAAGGGAAUACCAAAAGUUGUCGAGAACAGGAUUGAUUCAAAACAGGAAGUCGAUAAAGAGUUGAAGCGUAUAUGUGAAGAGUUCAUUAUGGAUAGUCACAAAGCAGCCAUUGAACCAUUAUCAGCAUUCCUAAUGAAGGUGUCCACAUUCCGAUUAAGAAAUGAUCUUAAGCCAGCACAUCAACAAACUUUGUUAAAAGAUCAAACCUUCGCGCAACCAGCCAAUAUUAUCGAGGUUUAUGAAACUUUUCAAGAUGCUGUUAAAUCCCGGCUUCGUUAUAUUAUCAACAAAAUGUCAGAAUAUAUUGAAGAUCGUAAUACAGAAAAUGUAUUGCUAAAGUCUAUUCAGAAUCGUAUAAUAGAUACAUACCAAGCAUUUUAUGAUAUUUUACAGUCAGAGAAUUUUGAAUUAGACAAUUUUCCAAAAACAUUAGGUGAUGUGGAGGAAGUUAAAGAAUGGUGA
Molecule: messenger RNA, 2409 nt
Organism: Dentiscutata heterogama
Lineage: Eukaryota; Fungi; Glomeromycota; Glomeromycetes; Diversisporales; Gigasporaceae
Source: the annotation of a GenBank genome assembly